This is a messenger RNA of Alternaria novae-zelandiae, 543 nucleotides long. RefSeq lists its product as uncharacterized. Bases 1 to 543 code for a protein of 180 amino acids. Lineage: Eukaryota; Fungi; Ascomycota; Dothideomycetes; Pleosporales; Pleosporaceae. The record is from RefSeq and is a predicted model, not a curated record. The transcript has a single exon.
AUGUCGAUAGGCGACGAGCUCGAAAAACGCAGGGCUGAUAUCGAGACAUCAUUGAAGGCCAUCAACUCAUACCUGAAAAUCUACGCAGGGACCCAAAUCGGCGGCGAUGCCCUUGUAUACAUCUACCGAACCGACCAUCUCAUGGAGAGAAUCAUCGACCCGGCUAAAGGUUGGAGCAGAGAUGGGUUAUCCAGACGCACCGUAGCUGCCAAGCUCCUCGAUGACAUGGAGCACGAUCUCGACACGAUUAAGCCGGAACCAAUUCAGCGUACUCCGGCGAUGGAUCAAAAUUAUUGGACAUGGGACGCAGGCCGUAAGCAAUGGUAUCACUACGAUAGCGCAGACCGAACGUUCAAGUAUUCUGGCGGAUUGUGGCUGAGACUAGACGGAUCAAAGACGAGCCACGAAAAGGAGACCGAGUUAUUGAAGGCUCACAACCUGGCAGCUCAACGUCCACAGGGCUGCCAGGAUAGUAAUCUCUCGACUACAGCUUCGUUGGACCCGGUCCCAAUCGACCGAGGUGAGGACGCAGGACUGAAGUGA